CAGUGCGGAGACACACACCCUCCUCUAGCUGACUCUAGGCAACUGAGAAAAUACAGGUCACUCCAGCAGAUGGGGAUUCCUCUGCACGUGAUUGUAUUUCAGCUCCUGUAGAGAAAAGUGAAUAUUAGGAGAGUUGGAUUGAUGCAGCUGGGCGAUCCGUUUGCCUGGCUCCUGCUUUGCAAACAUACAGCCGUCAUCUCUUUUGGGUUUCCUUCCUCCUUAACCAUGGACUACAGCCUCCAGGGAACGGAGAUCACAGAUGUAUGAUCAGGAUCCAGCAGAUGCAGAAAUGGAAGAUUAACAGAUACUCAGUGAAAGUACAAGCGAGCUGCCUAACAGAUGCCGUCUUGCUCCCAUGAUGGAUGUGCCUAGCAUCAAAGACUUCCAGUGGAAAACUCUGGCACCUCUGCCCAGCCGGAGGGUCUAUUGCUCGCUGGUGGAGGCUGGUGGUCAGGUCUAUGCCAUUGGGGGCUGUGAUGACAAUGGUGUCCCAAUGGACUGUUUUGAGGUGUACUCCCCUGAAGCCAACCAAUGGAAUUCUCUCCCCCCAAUGCCUACAGCCAGGGCUGGGGUAGCUGUAGCAACACUGGGCAAGAGGAUAAUGGUGAUUGGGGGUGUUGGUGCCAACCAGACACCCUUGAAGAUUGUGGAGAUGUACAACAUAGACGAGGGCAAAUGGAAGAAAAGGAACUCCUUGCGGGAAGCCUCGAUGGGGAUCUCUGUGACGGCGAAAGACUAUAGAAUCUACGCAGCUGGCGGAAUGGGAGGAGACCUUCGCCCUCACAAUUACAUGCAGCAUUACGACAUGCUCAAGGACAUCUGGGUGUCGCUGGCAACCAUGCCCACACCCAGGUAUGCCGCAACUUCCUUCCUACGGGGCACAAAGAUCUAUGUGCUGGGAGGAAGGCAAUCCAAAUAUGCCGUGAAUGCCUUUGAAGUCUUUGACAUCGAGACCAGGUCAUGGACCAAAUUCCCCAACAUCCCCAGCAAACGAGCUUUCUCCAGCUUCGUGUGUGCAGAGAACAACAUCUUCAGCCUGGGGGGGUUGCGGCAGGGCAGGCUCUACCGUCAGCCCAAGUUUAUGAAGAACGUGGAUGUGUUUGACAUUGAACAGGGGGGCUGGAUGAAGAUUGAGCGCUCAUUCUUUCUGAAGAAACGACGGGCAGAUUUCAUAUCCGGCUACUUGAAAGGAAGAAUUGUCAUAGCUGGAGGCCUAGGAAACCAACCAACUGUACUGGAAUCAGCUGAGGCCUUUCAUCCUGGAAAAAACAAAUGGGAGAGCCUUCCACCUAUGCCCACCCCACGAUGUGCCUGCUCUAACAUUGUGGUAAAAAACUGUCUUCUGGCUGUAGGUGGAGUGAAUCAGGGCCUGAGUGAUGCAGUGGAAGCUCUGUGUGUCUCUGACUCCUAGGCAGCCUGUCUCCAGAUGCCACAGCAAGCACCCAAGAAAGCGAUUAGCCUGCAGUUUUGAGCGGUGGGCCUACACCAUCCCUCUCACUCACUACUAUGCUGCUUUCCUGUAACUCCCUUCACUGUGUGUUUUGGAGAAGGUAGUUUCUUCAGGCAGCUGCACAAUUUCAUGGCUCUGGUGGCUAGCAGAGGCCCUGUGGCAAUGUCAUUCUUGCAAGCUCUGUCGAGCUCCACCACCUGAUGAAUCUAUGGUC
This is a messenger RNA of Lacerta agilis (Sand lizard), 1664 nucleotides long. RefSeq names its product kelch domain containing 8A (gene KLHDC8A). The record is from RefSeq and is a predicted model, not a curated record. Gene Ontology annotation, molecular function: protein binding. The coding region runs from base 356 to 1411 and encodes 351 amino acids. The transcript is spliced from 7 exons. Lineage: Eukaryota; Metazoa; Chordata; Lepidosauria; Squamata; Lacertidae.